Messenger RNA from Orycteropus afer afer, 1172 nucleotides. It is a transcript of the gene GPR119, whose product is annotated as G protein-coupled receptor 119. Gene Ontology annotation, cellular component: membrane. NCBI's taxonomy places the organism in Eukaryota, Metazoa, Chordata, Mammalia, Tubulidentata, Orycteropodidae. Gene Ontology annotation, molecular function: G protein-coupled receptor activity; phosphatidylcholine binding. Gene Ontology annotation, biological process: adenylate cyclase-activating G protein-coupled receptor signaling pathway; regulation of metabolic process. The record is from RefSeq and is a predicted model, not a curated record.
CACGACUUCUUCUCCCCUGGCCCACGAGAAUCUGAGCAGCAGAAGCAGCAUGUCCUGGUAAGCAGAAGUCUGUACACUUCAAGACAUGGAGUCAUCCUUCUCCUUUGGUGUGGUCCUUGCUGUCCUGUCUUCCCUCAUCAUUGCUGCAAAUGCAAUAGUGGCCGUGGCCGUGCUGGUGUUGAUCCAUAAAAGCGAUGGUGUGGGUCUCUGCUUCACCUUGAAUUUGGCUGUGGCUGACACCUUGAUCGGCGUGGUUAUCUCUGGCCUAGUCACAGACCAGGUCUCCAGCUCCUCUCGGCCCACCCAGAAGACCCUCUGCAGCCUUCGGAUGGCAUUUGUCACUUCCUCCUCAGCUGCCUCUGUCCUCACAGUCAUGCUGAUUGCCUUUGACAGGUACCUUGCCAUCAAGCAGCCCCUCCGCUACUUCCAGAUUAUGAGUGGGCUCGUGGCUGGGGUCUGCAUUGCCGGGCUGUGGUUGGUGUCUUAUCUCAUUGGAUUCCUCCCACUCGGAGUCUCCAUAUUCCAGCAGCCCACCUAUCAAGGGCCCUGCAGCUUCUUUGCUGUGUUUCACCCUCGCUUCGUGCUGACCCUAUCCUGCGUUGGCUUCUUCCCAGCCCUUCUCCUCUUUGUCUUCUUCUACUGCGACAUGCUCAAGAUUGCCUCCAUGCACAGCCAACAGAUCCGAAAGAUGGAGCGUGUAGGAGCCAUUGUUGGAACUAACCGGCCACCACAGACUCCCAACGACUUCAAGGCUGUCCGCACUGUGGCUGUUCUCAUUGGGAGCUUCACUCUGUCCUGGGCCCCCUUCCUUAUCACUGGCAUUGUGCAGGUGGCCUGCCAGAACUGCCACCUCUAUCUAGUACUGGAACGGUACCUGUGGCUGCUCGGUGUGGGCAACUCCCUGCUCAACCCACUCAUCUAUGCCUAUUGGCAGAAAGAGGUACGGCAGCAGCUUUACCAGAUGGUCCUGGGAGUGAAGAAGGGGCUCACCUCACUCCUCCUCCUUCUCUCUGCCAGGAAUGGUGGCCCCAAGGGGCCCAGGGAAAGUUCCUGCCACAUCAUCACUAUCUCCCAGCCACAGCUUGACAGCUAAGGAGGUGAGAGCAGAGAAGUUUCCCAGUGCCUUUCCCCCACCCCCUUUUCUGGGCCCCAACAAGAUCAGAUGAAGCUAG